This is a messenger RNA of Symbiodinium sp. CCMP2456, 487 nucleotides long. The record is from the annotation of a GenBank genome assembly. NCBI's taxonomy places the organism in Eukaryota, Dinophyceae, Suessiales, Symbiodiniaceae.
GUUAAGGCCCAUGACGCAAUCCCAGACCUUUGUGGCAGAGCCCUCGCCUGCGGAUCUUGCGAAACAUCUUCAGCAGCGUGUAACUAUGUUCCAUGCUGGGGAGGAGCUCUAUUCCGGAAAGUGGCUCGCCGACUUUCAGAAGACAGGGCUCACGGCAUGGCACAUCUGCAUAGAGAAGCUCCAGAUGGGCCCGCUGCACAGCUGCGACGGAGAACUGCUGCAGGCCUUCUGUGCCCAAACGCUGGCACGGCUCUCACGUGCCUUCGCGAGUUGGUUCCCUGAUGUCGAGUCGCGCGCGAUUGCGAGGGACUGCCUAGAGUCGCUUCUCACUGGGCAUGCCCAUGGGCAAAGUCUGGUUUGGAAGCAGCUUGCGCUGGCCCUGGCUUGUGCGGAGCUGUGGCUCGGUACUUGGGCCGCAGCGGCUUCGCUGAACUCCAGCCUCCCUGGGACCGUGAGGCGCUUUAGGGGUUUAAGGUGUAGGGUUUAG